AUGGGUUUUGUUAAAACCUCGCCGCCCCCUUCGUCUUCCCGUGCUUCACUGACAUCUUCGUUGAUCACUCGUGUUGUCCGUUCUGCGCCCAGCAGAGUUUACUCAUCGCAUCGCAGAAGAAGAAACAAAAGCGUUAGCUUCCUUAAUGUGGAGGCUUCAAACGGCACCCCCGCCCUCCGCUGCAAUCAUUGGGAAGAAACACGCUAUGGAGGUGAUGCCGCAAGCGAUGCAGGACCAGUGGCACUGAAUGAUCGCUGGCUAGAACCGGCGCGUUUCUGGGACCAUCACCCUCAGAAGCGCGUGCGGUUCAGUCGAUCUCCAGUUGCCAGGGCAUCGCUCAACGAGACUCCAUCGAUAUCCCCAUCUCGAUCAGCAUCCCCCAUAGUACAGGGGCUCAAGUGUUCUGGCGACAUUGCAUCUACAACCGAAUCCUCCCCCCAUUUACCCUCAUCGACACGUGUCCAGACAUCCUUACUCCCGUCAACCUCCAGCGUAUUCUUCGUCAGGGCGCCCCCCGCCCCACCACCAUCGGCACAUGGGAGCGAUGUCGAAGACAACGACACUCAACCUGCAACGUCUCGAUCAUCCGGGAUUGCGGGGCUUCCCACGUCGGGCGUUUCUCCCCGUGACGUGGGGCUUCCAGCUUCCACUUCCGCAUUUUCGCUUGGGGCCAUGGAUGAAGCACUCAGCCGACUUCAAGACUCCGAUACCGGCCAAAGCCACGAAGACGGUCUCCAUGACUCAGAUGGGGAAGGGGUGUGGCCCGGGGGUUACGGUACCGUGUCUACAUUACGGAGUCCCCCUCAUAUCCAGGACGCAAGCUACUUCAUGCUCAAAAUGCAAGCCUGGGAGGAACGAUGCGGCCAUAUCAGUCAGUUUGUUCGUGAGAGAACACUAGAUGACCAGUCAAGACGUGCAAGUAUGAUAUCUGGGAGCAGCACCUAUUUAUCUGGGCCAGGGGUGCGGGGUCGGAAGAGAACUUUUACGGAGCACCAAUGCGAUUUGGACAACGAGCCGGAUGUCGCUGAUGACUCUGAAAGCGAUGAACAUCCGUAUCGUGACUCCUGGUUCUGUCGAGAAUCACGGACUGACAUUGGCGUCUCGGCCCUUAUGGAUACCGAUGAUGAACUGAUACACGCCACUCACCAAAAUGUGGAACAAUUUCAUCAUGCCACACCCAAAGCUGCUGCUGCUCUCCUCCGGACCUUACCCUGGCCCACUUCACCUAGCUCAACCUCAUCAUCGUUAACUGAGUCUUCUGUUUCGACGCCUCACUCUGCGCUCUUAUCCUCACAACCCUUGAGUGAUCGAUCUUCCAUUUGGCUUCCCUCCAAGGAAAUCUCUUGCAUCUUGCAACCGACGAACGUAGCUCUCACUGGAAGCACCUUCAUGCCUGGAGGGGAACAGGGUGAUAUGGAUAUGUAG
Cantharellus anzutake is the source of this 1425-nucleotide messenger RNA. RefSeq lists its product as uncharacterized. NCBI's taxonomy places the organism in Eukaryota, Fungi, Basidiomycota, Agaricomycetes, Cantharellales, Hydnaceae. The coding region runs from base 1 to 1425 and encodes 474 amino acids. The transcript is spliced from 2 exons. The record is from RefSeq and is a predicted model, not a curated record.